AUGGCCGCUUCUCCAUCAGGAAUGAUACAGGCGACGCUCAACUACUUCUUAGACCCCAAGGAUGGUGGCACUAUUGACCACUACGAAGGUUCUGUAGGCGAGAAGCGCCGGAAGCAUGCGCCAUUUGUAGUCGACAUAAAAGACAUUCGCGGACGCGAGAAAGAUUUCACUCUCGACAGCCACGGCUUUCAGCUCGUGAAGAAGGAAUUCACGGAGCAGACAUUCGACGAUGAAGAUCGCAUCAGAGAGCAAUACUAUCCCGAAGUGGCUGACCUGGUCAAACGACUAACGGGCGCAACGAAAGUCGUCCCUGGCCAGCAUGUUGUUCGCCGCCAGUCAUGGAUCUCAGCAUUUGAGGAAGAAAAGAAUUUGCCAAACGAUGCACGGUCAGUAGGUCCAAGUAACGCUAGAUGGGUCCAUUGUGAUCUCACAUUCGAAGGAGCGCGAGAGCGCGUCAAAAAGCUCUGCCCAGAAUACGCAGACAAAUUGCACAAAUAUCGCUGGGCAACAAUCAACGUCUGGAAACCAUUCGAUCAUCCAGUUACGCGUGAUGGAUUAUGCUUUGCCGACCCUUCCAGCAUUCGCGACGAUGAGCUGCGAACCAUCAACUUGUAUCUCCCCUCUCGGCGUGACAGCGCUCAGCAAGAUAGCGACAAAGAUGGAGCCGACGGAAAACACUGGAACGAUGUCGUUCAGAGUUGGCAAUGUGCUCCUCCUGCUACGCGCGAUCAACAUAAGUGGUACUACGCGUCUGAAAUGAGACCAGAUGAGGUGCUGUUGUUGAAGAUCUCGGACUCGAAGAAAGGCGUUGCGGAUAAGUCGUUGCAUACAAGCUUUACGAGUGAGUAUGAUCAUGGUCCGGAGAGGCAUAGCAUUGAGGUGAGGUGUAGAGUAAUCUGGGAGGAUCAGUCAUCGGACUAG
Molecule: messenger RNA, 921 nt
Organism: Cercospora beticola
Lineage: Eukaryota; Fungi; Ascomycota; Dothideomycetes; Mycosphaerellales; Mycosphaerellaceae
Molecular function (GO): oxidoreductase activity
Source: RefSeq, a predicted model, not a curated record